AUGGCGACCACUUCGCACAUGUUUAUGUACUCCCUAACGAUCCAGCCUCCCACUGCCGUCACACAAGCCAUACUGGGACAGUUUGCAGGCACCAAGGAACAACAGAUCGUCACGGCGUCUGGCUCCAAACUGACCAUCCAUCGCCCUGAUCCGGCACAGGGGAAGGUCACGCCGAUCUUCUCGCAAGAUGUCUUCGGCAUCAUUCGCUCGCUGGCGGCUUUCAGGCUGGCUGGCAGCAAUAAAGAUUACAUUAUAAUCGGGUCUGAUUCUGGUCGGAUCACUAUCAUCGAAUACGUCCCUUCCCAGAACCGCUUCAACCGCAUCCAUCUGGAGACUUUCGGCAAGUCGGGGAUCCGACGAGUGGUGCCUGGUCAAUAUCUCGCAGUGGAUCCCAAGGGACGCGCAUGCCUGAUUGCCUCUGUCGAGAAAAACAAACUGGUUUAUGUCUUGAACCGCAACUCGCAGGCCGAGUUGACAAUCUCGUCCCCAUUGGAGGCACACAAGCCACAAACACUGGUUUUUGCUAUGAUAGCCUUGGAUGUCGGUUAUGAAAAUCCUGUUUUUGCCGCUCUUGAGGUAGACUAUUCGGAAGCCGACCAAGAUCCCACUGGCCAGGCGUACGAGGAAAUAGAGAAAGUGGUGGUGUACUACGAACUCGACCUCGGUCUCAACCAUGUCGUUCGAAAGUGGUCUGAUCCGGUUGACCGCACAGCAAACAUGCUGUUUCAAGUGCCUGGAGGAGCCGAUGGCCCCAGCGGCGUCUUGGUGUGUGCGGAGGAUAACAUCACUUACCGGCAUUCCAACCAAGAUGCCUUCCGUGUGCCUAUCCCGCGUCGCAGUGGACCCACUGAGAAUCCGGAGCGCAAACGGACCAUCGUUGCUGGCGUGAUGCACAAGAUGAAGGGAGCCUUCUUCUUUCUCCUCCAAACUGAUGACGGUGACCUGUUCAAAGUCACGAUUGAAAUGGCAGAAGACGAUAACGGGCAGUUGACUGGUGAAGUCAGUAACUUGAAGAUUAAAUAUUUUGAUACCGUGCCCGUCGCCUCGAACCUUCUAAUUCUCAAAAGCGGGUUCCUUUACGUCGCGAGUGAAGCAGGAAAUCACCAAUUUUAUCAAUUCGAAAAGCUCGGCGAUGAUGAUGAGGAAAUCGAAUUCAGCAGCGAGUCAUUCUCGGCUGAUCCAUCCCUUCCUUGCGACCCGGUUUACUUUCGCCCCCGGGGUGCAGAGAAUCUCAAUCUUGUGGAAAGCUUGAACUCCUUGACUCCACUGAUUGACAGCAAGAUUGCCAAUUUGACCGAGGAAGAUGCACCCCAAAUCUAUUCCGUUUGUGGCACUGGAGCUCGCAGCUCUUUCCGAUCUUUGAAGCACGGACUAGAGGUUACCGAGAUCGUGGAGUCGGAGCUUCCCAGUGUGCCUUCCGCAGUGUGGACUACUAAGUUGACACGAAGUGACGAGUUCGACGCAUAUAUCAUCCUCUCUUUCGCCAAUGGCACACUCGUUUUGAGUAUCGGAGAGACCGUCGAAGAAGUCACCGAUACUGGGUUCCUUUCAACAGCGCCUACCCUGGCCGUACAACAGUUGGGCGAAGACUCUUUGAUUCAAGUUCAUCCCCGGGGUAUUCGUCACAUUCUCGCUGACCGCCGAGUGAACGAAUGGCCUGCCCCACAACAUCGUACCAUUGUUGCAGCAGCUACAAAUGAACGCCAAGUCGCAGUUGCUCUUAGUUCCGGCGAAAUCGUCUACUUUGAAAUGGACGCCGACGGGACUUUGGCCGAGUACGAUGAACGCCGGCAAAUGUCUGGAACCGUCACCGCGCUCAGUCUGGGCCGAGUUCCAGAAGGCCGAAUGCGCAGUUCCUUCCUGGCUGUUGGGUGCGACGAUUCGACCGUGCGCAUCCUUAGUCUAGAUCCGGACUCUACCCUUGAAAACAAAUCUGUUCAAGCUUUGACCUCCGCCCCAUCCUCUUUGAGUAUCAUGGCUAUGUCCGAUUCAAGCUCUGGAGGCACCACUCUUUACCUUCAUAUCGGCCUCUACUCUGGUGUCUAUCUUCGCACCGUUCUGGACGAAGUGACUGGUGAGCUCUCGGAUACUCGGACACGUUUCUUGGGAGCCAAGCCUGUGAAGCUUUUCCAAGCAUCUGUCAAGGGCCAGACUGCUGCCCUGGCUUUAAGCUCUCGACCAUGGCUUGGAUACUCUGAUAUUCAGACCAAGAGUUUUAUGCUUACACCCUUGGAUUAUAUCGGACUCGAAUGGGGCUGCAAUUUCUCCAGCGAGCAGUGCGUAGAAGGCAUGGUUGGAAUUCAAGGCCAAAACCUUCGGAUCUUUUCCAUCGAGAAGUUGGAUAACAACAUGCUUCAAGAGUCUAUUCCUCUUUCAUACACUCCUCGUCGCUUUGUGAAGCACCCUGAACAGCCCUAUUUCUAUGUCAUUGAAUCCGACGCCAACGUUUUGUCUCCCGUUACGCGAGAGCGGCUCAUACAGGAUUCCAAGAUGAGCAACGGUGAUGCCGCAAUCCUGCCGCCUGAAGAGUUUGGGUAUCCCCGAGGAACCGGACACUGGGCCUCGUGCAUUCAGAUUGUGGACCCGAUCACCACCAAAUCGGUGGUUUUUACUCUUGAGCUCGAAGACAACGAAGCGGCGGUCAGCGUUGCUGCUGUCUCGUUUGCAAGCCAAGAUGACGAGACCUUCCUGGUUGUUGGCACUGCAAAGGACAUGGUUGUCAGCCCUCCCUCCUCCUCUGGAGGCUUUAUCCACAUCUAUCGAUUCCAGGAAGACGGCCGGGAAUUGGAGUUCAUUCACAAAACCCCGACCGAUGAGCCCCCCCUCGCUCUUCUCGGAUUUCAAGGUCGCCUUGUUGCGGGUAUUGGCUCGUUACUUCGAAUUUACGAUCUGGGUGUGAAACAGCUUCUCCGCAAGUGCCAGGCGAAUGUUGUGCCCAGAGCCAUUGUGGGCCUCCAGACCCAAGGCAGCCGGAUCGUCGUGAGCGAUGUCCGUGAAAGUGUUAUUUUCGUUGUUUACAAGCAUCAGGAGAAUGCUCUGAUCCCCUUCGUGGAUGACUCCAUCUCGCGCUGGACCACGUCCACGACUAUGGUCGACUACGAGACCGUUGCCGGUGGCGACAAGUUUGGUAACCUGUGGCUGCUGCGUUGCCCCAGCAAAUUCUCCGAGGAGGCCGAUGAGGAGGGAUCCGGCGCCCAUCUGAUCCAUGAGCGAGGUUACCUGCAUGGAACCCCCAACCGUUUAGAGUUGAUGGUUCAUUACUACACCCAGGAUAUUCCCACCAGUAUGCACAAGGCUCAGCUGGUCGCCGGCGGGCGUGAUAUCGUGGUCUGGACCGGGAUGCAGGGUACGAUCGGCAUGUUUGUUCCGUUCGUCAGCCGCGAAGACGUCGACUUCUUCCAGAGUCUGGAGAUGCAACUGGCCUCUCAACACCCUCCUCUUGCGGGACGGGAUCACUUGAUCUAUCGCAGUUAUUAUGCACCUGCCAAGGGCGUCAUCGACGGCGAUCUGUGCGAGAUGUACCUUCUCUUGCCCAACGACACGAAGAUGAUGAUUGCUGCGGAGCUUGAUCGAUCCGUGCGGGAGAUCGAGCGCAAGAUUUCGGAUAUGCGGACGAGGGUGGCCUACUGA
Molecule: messenger RNA, 3630 nt
Organism: Penicillium lagena
Lineage: Eukaryota; Fungi; Ascomycota; Eurotiomycetes; Eurotiales; Aspergillaceae
Product: DDB1/RSE1 family protein
Exons: 4
Coding region: 1-3630 (1209 amino acids)
Biological process (GO): mRNA splicing, via spliceosome
Cellular component (GO): nucleus; U2 snRNP
Molecular function (GO): protein binding; U2 snRNA binding
Source: RefSeq, a predicted model, not a curated record